Messenger RNA from Dictyostelium purpureum, 186 nucleotides. RefSeq lists its product as uncharacterized. NCBI's taxonomy places the organism in Eukaryota, Evosea, Eumycetozoa, Dictyosteliales, Dictyosteliaceae. The transcript has a single exon. The record is from RefSeq and is a predicted model, not a curated record. The coding region runs from base 1 to 186 and encodes 61 amino acids.
AUGAGCAUCCUCACCGGCAUUCGUCUUGGUCCUAAGCAUUAUCAUCAUCAGCAUUCAUAUUGGUCCUCAUCAUCAUCAUCAUUCAUCUUGGUCCUCAGCAUUAUCAUCAUCAUCAGCAUUAAUCUUGGUCCUCAUCAUCAUCAUCGGCAUUCAUCAGCAGCAGCAUCAUCAACCUUAAAGCUUUAG